Messenger RNA from Zea mays, 1755 nucleotides. Its product is annotated as ATP binding protein. The coding region runs from base 106 to 1566 and encodes 486 amino acids. The transcript has 11 exons. The record is from RefSeq and is a predicted model, not a curated record. Lineage: Eukaryota; Viridiplantae; Streptophyta; Magnoliopsida; Poales; Poaceae. Gene Ontology annotation, molecular function: RNA binding; RNA helicase activity; ATP binding.
GGUGAGCGUCGUCGCCGCCCGAUCCUUGUAUCUCUUCUUUGUUAUCCUCCCCGCUGGUGGACAAAAAGACCGAAGGGACCGACCGUCGGCUGCUCUCUCGUGGCCAUGGCCGUGGCGGCGGCGUUCCUCUCCAGCUCCCUCCUCCCCACUACUCCCGGCUCCCACCUCACCCCAUUCACUCUGCGCUCCCGUCUCCGCCUCUUCACACGGCGCGCCGUCGUGGUCAACGCCGCCGCCGCCACACUCCGCGAGGUCUGCUCCGGCCGCGUCCCGGACCACGUCCUGCAGAGAGAUCACCGCAAUACUAGACCGCUCCAUUAUCAUUCUAGUAUCAAUGCUUUCCUCAAUAUAAAAGAAACUUUGAUCUUCAACUUGAGCCGCACACAAUUCAGGACCCAGAUUCCAGGGGCUGAGGAGAUUGGCUAUGUCGUGCCCACCGAGAUGCAGGAGCAAUCCCUGCCGCUUCUGCUGUCCGGCCAGGAUUGCAUUCUCCACGCGCAGACAGGCUCCGGGAAGACGCUGGCCUACCUCUUGUCCAUCUUCUCCACCAUCGACUUCAGCAGGUCCUCGGUGCAAGCGCUGGUUGUCGUCCCCACGAGGGAGCUCGGCAUGCAGGUUACCAAGGUCGCUAGACUACUCGCAGCCAAGGCGUGCACCGUCAUGGCUUUGCUUGAUGGCGGUACGCUCAAGAGGCAAAAGAGCUGGGUCAAGGCAGAGCCCCCCGCGAUAAUUGUAGCUACUGUGGCAAGCUUGUGUCAAAUGGUCGAGAGGCGCGCAUUCAGUCUUCAAUCCAUGAGAGUGUUAGUUAUUGAUGAGGUCGAUUUUAUUUUCGGGUCAUCAAAGCAAGUCAGCUCUCUUCGCAAAAUAUUAACCUCCUAUUCAGCAGCUUCCAGUCGUCAAACCAUAUUUGCAAGCGCAUCGAUCCCUCAGCACAAUCGCUUUCUGCAUGAUUGCGUACAGCAUAAAUGGACCAAGGGUGAUGUGGUUCAUGUUCAUGUCCACCCUGUACAGCCCAUGCCUUCGCACCUGUGUCACAAAUAUGUGAUCUGCACCAAGAAGGAAAGGAUGCAUGUUUUACUAUCGUUGCUUGAGAGGGACGCACCGAAGUCUGCAAUCAUAUUUGUUGCUGGGCAGUCUGAGAGAUCAAAGAAGGCUGGAAAUCCUCCUUCAACCAUGGUGGUCUCUGAUUUCUUGAGAAAUGAAUACAAGGGAAGCCUUGAUGUGAUGCUGCUGGAAGAAGAUAUGAACUUCAAUGCUCGAGCUGCCUCGUUCUCCGAAGUGAAGGGAAGAGGAUUCCUGCUGGUCUCAACCGACAUAGCGAGCAGAGGGUUUGACCUUCCUCAAACCAGCCACGUAUACAACCUGGAUCUUCCUAAGACGGCAACCGACUAUUUGCACCGUGCUGGAAGAACAGGGAGGCAACCAUUCUCCAGGUUAGAAUUGGAAUGCUGCGUGACAACCCUUAUAACAGAGGAAGAGCACUUCGUUCUACGGAGAUUUCAGAAUGAGCUCAAGUUCCACACCCAAGAGGAAGAGCUGCCCCUCAUGAAUUGCUUUCCAGGAUAGAGAUACUUGCUUGUUUCAUCGUCUCGUCAUCCUAUGAAUGAAUUAUUCCAUCUCUCUAGGUGGGCCGUCGACAUUCCCACGUGAAUCGCAUGCUUGUGUCAGUGUCACGUCUUUUCUCGUGUUGUACAGCAGCCGAUGACAAAUAAAUGAAAAUGUUUUGCAACUUUGCGUUGCUUUGCUUUGCUUUGA